AUGGCCAAUCAAACACCCGCAGACCAGUUCGAUGACAUCGAUUCGAAGAUCUACCACCUCGCAGAAGCAGAUUUCACUCAAAACACCGAAACAACCUCGGAGCUAGCCGUGGAAUCUCCCGGAAUCAAGCUUGAGGACGGACCCCAGAAGAAAAGACAGCGUCGCAGCCGCCACGAACCGGAGCCCGAAUACUCUUCUAUCGUGAGAGAGCACCAGGAGCGGAAGAAGGAAACUUCCGAUCGUUCUCGUCAUGCCUGUGAUAGAUGCAAGUUAAGGAAGACGCGCUGCACUGUUGGGGAGGACGGCCCUGCAUGCUUUCUCUGUCUGCAGGAUGGCCUCGAUUGCCUUGUGACGGACCGCGUUACGAAUGAGACGUUUUCGCGUGGAGAGCCGGGGCGCAUGAAGCGUAAGAUUGCUGAGCUGGAGGAACAAAUUGCCGCUAUGGAGAGAGAACAAGAGGCCUCUUAUUUGGAGAUCAUUCACCUUCAGGCGAUGGUUUCUCACUUGAAGGCGGAGAAUAUGAGUAUUCAAGAGGAGAAUCUUCAAAGAGAUGGGAGAAGGGAGUUUGCUGAUUGUUGGCAAAUUGAUGGACUUGCUUGA
Messenger RNA from Penicillium verhagenii, 600 nucleotides. RefSeq names its product Zn(II)2Cys6 transcription factor domain-containing protein. Lineage: Eukaryota; Fungi; Ascomycota; Eurotiomycetes; Eurotiales; Aspergillaceae. Gene Ontology annotation, biological process: regulation of DNA-templated transcription. Gene Ontology annotation, molecular function: zinc ion binding; DNA-binding transcription factor activity, RNA polymerase II-specific. The coding region runs from base 1 to 600 and encodes 199 amino acids. The record is from RefSeq and is a predicted model, not a curated record. The transcript is spliced from 3 exons.